UCCGCCCACCUAUUUGCGCUAUUGUGUGUUUAGGGUGUUUCGUUUAUGUUCGCCGCAGAUUUUUUGUGAGAUUGUGUUUUGGUUUUAUGGGCCUCGUGGACCAAAGGUAAAAAUUGGGCAAGGAAAUAAAAGACAAGGGGCAACAUUUUGAGCUCUGGCUCUAUUCUGAAAAGAAAAUAAUAUCACGACAAGGGUGACAAGUGUCGAGGCCAGACAUGGAUGACGAUGAUCAAUAUCCGUCGGGAUACGACGUAGGUUCUUUUCCCAAGGAUUUUGGCUACACGACUUUCGAUGGAGAGGGAGAUGGAUCGUCUGGUCCAUUAACAGGAGAUCAAAAACCCAGAAUUCUUCUAAUGGGUCUUAGACGGAGUGGUAAAUCUUCCAUUCAAAAAGUUGUUUUUCACAAAAUGUCCCCGAACGAGACGCUCUUUUUGGAAAGCACAAACAAAAUCAUCAAGGACGAUAUUUGCAACUCAAGCUUUGUGCAAUUUCAAAUCUGGGACUUUCCAGGACAGAUCGAUUUUUUCGAUCCAACUUUUGAUAGCGAUAUGAUUUUCGGUGGCUGCGGUGCUUUAGUUUUUGUGAUUGACGCUCAAGACGAUUACAUGGAAGCGUUGAACAAAUUACAUCUUACGGUCACUAAAGCCUACAAAGUCAACCAAUCGAUUAAAUUUGAGGUGUUCAUUCAUAAAGUCGAUGGAUUGUCUGAUGAUUACAAGAUGGAAACACAGAGGGAUAUUCAUACGAGGGCCAAUGACGAUUUGGUUGAUUCUGGGUGCGAUCAAAUACACUUGAGCUUCCAUCUCACAUCUAUUUAUGAUCAUAGUAUAUUUGAGGCUUUCAGCAAAGUUGUACAGAAGUUAAUCCCACAGUUACCUGCCUUAGAGAAUUUGCUAAAUAUUCUCAUUUCCAAUUCUGCGAUCGAGAAAGCUUUUCUCUUCGAUGUUGUCUCAAAAAUCUACAUUGCAACAGACAGUUCUCCGGUCGAUAUGCAAAGUUACGAACUCUGUUGUGAUAUGAUAGACGUCGUUAUCGAUGUUUCGUGUAUAUAUGGUUUAAGGGAAGACCUAGAAGCAGCAGCCUUCGACAGUCAAAGUUCUAGUUUAAUUAAACUAAAUAAUGGUACAAUUCUCUACCUGCGAGAAGUGAACAAAUUCUUAGCUCUUGUUUGUAUAUUGCGUGAAGACAGCUUUGAAAGACAGGGUGUGAUAGAUUAUAAUUUUCUCUGCUUCCGAAACGGAAUCCAGCAGGUUUUCGAGCUGCGUAACAAAUCAUUGGCGGCUGCAAGCGCGAACAAUCAUUCGACAUCUCCAGUUAGUAUAAAUGAAACAAAUAUGCCUUCUGUCACGCAAUCCGGACAAAAUGGAACCAUCGUCUUAGCUCAAAGUUAACAAUCCACUUUUCACCAAGGCCAUAUAAAACAAAAUCCAUCGUAGACCUUCAGGAGCAUAUCGUUGAAAAAAAAAUCAUUCGGUGCUAAAUUUUCCUGUCGUUCAUUCCACAUUUAAUUGUUAUAAUUGUACAGAUGUUCAAUUUUUUUUUCAUUUCGAACCACUUAUUAUGUUACGAAAACAUUUUAGCGACCUAUACAUGACUUGAAACAACGAAUCAUUUAAUGGUUGAAAUUAUAUUUUCUUUAUUUCCUUUUCUUUUUGUAAAUGUGUAUUGAGUUUAGGAUGUUUUUUGAAAUCUCUCUUUUUUCUAGACGUUUAUGUAAUUGUAAUACAAAUAGAUAUUCCUAAUGUGUUUAGUGUGUAAUUAAUUAUAAUUAAGUGUACUGUAAAUGUUAUCAAGUGAGACGUAAGUUGUGUUUGGUAUCGUGAAAGCAUUUUUAUACAGUCUGAACGAUAUAUGAUGAAUGGGUUCUGAUAAUUGUGUAGUAUAUUAUAAAUAAAUAAAUAUUCAUAUGCAGACUCUCGAGUCCAAUGUAAAAUAUACAAAAUUCGAACUACUGAAUUAAUAUUGCAAGAAAGGAUUAAAAUGUAUAUAAAUGAACGUUACUCCUGUACGAAUCUUGUAUCUAGAACCUUAAAUUAUGCAUGUAACUUCAAAAUCUAAUAUAUUUUUAAAACCA
This is a messenger RNA of Belonocnema kinseyi, 2074 nucleotides long. RefSeq names its product ras-related GTP-binding protein C (gene RagC-D). NCBI's taxonomy places the organism in Eukaryota, Metazoa, Arthropoda, Insecta, Hymenoptera, Cynipidae. The record is from RefSeq and is a predicted model, not a curated record. The coding region runs from base 216 to 1391 and encodes 391 amino acids. Gene Ontology annotation, biological process: positive regulation of TOR signaling; cellular response to starvation; regulation of autophagy. The transcript has 7 exons. Gene Ontology annotation, molecular function: GTPase activity; GTP binding. Gene Ontology annotation, cellular component: lysosome; nucleus; Gtr1-Gtr2 GTPase complex.